AUGAAAUGUUGUUGCAGAUUUGCUGACUGUAAACUCACUGAUAAGUCCUGUGAGAUUUUGUCUUCAGUUCUACAAUCACCAAACUCACUGCUACAGCUGGACUUGAAUCACAAUGAUCUGGGGAAUUCUGGAGUUGAGCUUCUCUCUAAAGGACUGUCCAGUUUUAACUGCAAAAUACACACAUUAAGACUUGCUGAAUGCAAACUCUCAGAGGAGUCCUGUGGAAUUGUGGCUUCUGUUCUGCAGUCACCAAACUCCCUGAUAGAGCUGGACCUGAGUCACAAUGAUCUGGGAGAUUCUGGAGUCCAGCUUCUCUCUAAGGGACUGUCUAGUCCCCACUGCAAACUGCAGACCUUAAGACUUGCUGAAUGCAAACUCUCAGAGAAGUCCUGUGGAAUUGUGUCUGCUGUUCUACAGUCACCAAACUCCCUGAUAGAGCUGGACCUGAGUCACAAUGACCUGGGAGAUUCUGGAGUCCAUCUUCUCUCUAAGGGACUGUCUAGUCCCCACUGCAACCUGCAGACCUUAAGGCUCAGUAACUGUGGUAUCUCAGUUGAAGGUUAUGUUUGUCUGACUCUGGCUCUGAUGUUGAACCCCUCCUGUGUGAAAGAGCUGGAUGUGAGCAACAAUCAUCCUGGAGAAUCAGCACAGAAACUGUUAUCUGCUACACUGGGAGAUCUUCACUGCAAAGUUGAAGCACUUCAACUUGCUGGAUGCAAACUCUCAGAGGAGUCCUGUGGAAUUGUGGCUGCUGUUCUACAGUCACCAAACUCCCUGAUAGAGCUGGACCUGAGUCACAAUGACCUGAUAGAUUCUAAAGUUCGGCGUCUCUCAAAGGGACUGUCUAGUCCCCACUGCAAACUGCAGACCUUAAGACUUGCUGAAUGCAAACUCUCAGAGAAGUCCUGUGGAAUUGUGGCUACUGCUCUACAGUCACCAAACUCCCUGAUAGAGCUGGACCUGAGUCACAAUGAUCUGGGAGAUUCUGGAGUCCAUCUUCUAUCUAAGGGACUGUCUAGUCCCCACUGCGAACUGCAGACCUUAAGGCUCAGUAACUGUGGUAUUUCAGAUGAAGGUAAUGUUUGUCUGGCUCUGGCUCUGAUGUUAAACCCCUCCUGUGUGAAAGAGCUGGAUGUGAACAACAAUCAUCCUGGAGAAUCAGCACAGAAACUGUUAUCUGCUACACUGGAGGAUCCUCACCGCAAAGUUGAAGCACUUCAAUUUGCUGACUGUAAACUCACUGAUAAGUCCUGUGAGAUUGUUACUUCAGUUCUACAAUCACCAAACUCACUACGACAGCUGGACUUGAAUCACAAUGAUCUGGAGGAUUCUGGAGUUCAGCUUCUCUCUAAAGGACUGUCCAUUUCCUGUGAGUUCACACUGGACCCAAACACGGCACACAGAGAACUCCUUCUGUCUGAGGGGAACAGGAAGGUGACAGGGGUGAGUGAGGAGCAGCCGUAUCCUGACCACCCAGACAGAUUUACUGUCUAUCCCCAGGUGCUGAGCAGAGAGCCUCUGACUGGACGCUGCUACUGGGAGUGGGAGUGGAGUGGGGACCGUGUUGAUGUGGGAGUGGCCUAUAAAAGCACCAGCAGGAGUGAAUGGAUCGGACGCUCUGCCAAGGCUUGGUGUCUGGACUGUUCCAGUGACAAAUACAAAGCCUGGCACAAUAGAAAUGCUACUGCCCUACCCGUCCCCCCCGCAGGCUCCAGGAGAGUAGGAGUGUAUGUGGAGCGUGAGGUCGGCACUCUGUCCUUCUACAGGGUCUCCUCUGAUACUCUCACACACCUGCACACCUUCACCAUCACAUUCACUAGUGAGCCCCUACAUGCAGCGAUUUGGGUUGGUGCUGACUCAUCAGUGUCUCUGAUCUAG
This is a messenger RNA of Sardina pilchardus (European sardine), 1878 nucleotides long. RefSeq names its product ribonuclease inhibitor-like. The record is from RefSeq and is a predicted model, not a curated record. Gene Ontology annotation, molecular function: protein binding. Gene Ontology annotation, biological process: intracellular signal transduction. The transcript is spliced from 9 exons. Bases 1 to 1878 code for a protein of 625 amino acids. NCBI's taxonomy places the organism in Eukaryota, Metazoa, Chordata, Actinopteri, Clupeiformes, Clupeidae.